Messenger RNA from Hyaloscypha bicolor E, 444 nucleotides. RefSeq lists its product as uncharacterized. The transcript has a single exon. Bases 104 to 334 code for a protein of 76 amino acids. The record is from RefSeq and is a predicted model, not a curated record. Lineage: Eukaryota; Fungi; Ascomycota; Leotiomycetes; Helotiales; Hyaloscyphaceae.
CGUGUUAAGUUCGGCAGCAUGCGAACAAACAAAUUCCGACUCCCGGGAGAGAGCGAACUUGUCAGAGCAAACAAAGGAAGCAUGCUGACCUAUCUCCUGAUCGAUGCGGACUCGUUUCAUACUUUACGAUUUGAUUGAGACCACGUUUUCGUUAUGCACGUUGUUGGAUCUGUGUUCUGGGCAGUGUAAGGUUCGACAGGCCCGAAAAACUUGGAGAGGAAGGCAAAGUAACGCAUCCGUAUUGCUUCCACAGUGCCAUGCGUGGUGCUGGUCACACGCAAGUUGGCGAUGCAAGUUGGCGACGCAAGUUGUAACUUUCGAGAAAGGGGAAUAAAAAUUGUAAAAAAAGAAUAUGUUCCUCAGAAGCAGGAACAGCUGUAGCUCGGAGGGCUGCUGUCAGGGACAUCGCAUACGAUCGCCGAGCGCAUGCGCUAAUACUGUCAG